Molecule: messenger RNA, 1759 nt
Organism: Musca domestica (house fly)
Lineage: Eukaryota; Metazoa; Arthropoda; Insecta; Diptera; Muscidae
Exons: 6
Coding region: 368-1759 (463 amino acids)
Source: RefSeq, a predicted model, not a curated record
UCCCGUUGCGAAAUCAAGCACGUAUGUUGUCAUUUUCGCAACGACCCGUUGUUAUAUUUUUCAACAACGGCUGUUGGUGAAUUGUGCACGAACGUGCUCAAAUUGACACCGAGACGUGGUCAACUUUCGGUACCAACAACAGCCGUGCUUAAUUUGUCCAUUUGUAAUAUUGGUAAUUGCAGCCGAUUACACACGAGUAAAAAAUGACAACGGUGGUGCAUGAUUCACACACGGUCGUUGUCAAUAUGACACCGGUCGUGUAUGAAUUAUGCACCACCACCUGCAUAAUGAUGCACCACCGUUGUUACUUUGUACACCGACGUGCAUGAAUCGUACACGAUCGUUGCCAUUUUAGCAACUACCGUGUAUGAAUCAUGCACCACCGUUGUCAUUUUUUUUACUCGUGUGCAAUCGGCUGCAUAUUUACCAUUUUUUCCGUGUUAUUGAAAGAGAAAGGACGCAUUGUGCAAAAAAUUUAUUGAAAAUGAAUAAUAAUUCGCAAGAUCCUCAAAAUAUCAUUGGUGAGUUGUUAGAAAUCGAUGGCAAUAUUGUUGUGGUUCGCGAUACAAACCAUUGCAGCAGUCAAGAUGCGGAAAACAAUGAGGACGAUUAUAUGUUAAGGGAGUUCUUAAAAGGAAUAAAUAUGGAGUCGCUUUUUGAACAAUUAAAAGCAUCACAUGUAACAUUUCGCAGUUUGCAGUACUUGAAAAAAGAAGAUUUAAAGGAAGCAGUGCCACCAUUGGGACUGCGAGUUGAAUUCAGAGAAAAGCUCUUUGCUUGGAAAAAACGAAAGCUCGGGAUUGAUGACGAAACUAUGUCAGUUCCAUCUAAAAUAGGUGAAUGGUGGAAACGCAACGAGACACCUGCAAGUACUCCUGGUACUCCCGACACUACAGGUUCGAACUGCUCAAAAGCCAAAGGAAUUUUGUCAGAGGAUCUAACGGAAUUGUUAACACAUACCUCGAAGGGGAAACUAGCGCUUGAAUGUAGUAGCGUUAAUAAGAAAUUAAGUGACGAGCAAAGAGAUGAUAUAAUUAAUAUAAUUAUUGAAGAUAUUUUAACCAACAAUGUUACUCUUUACACUCAAGACUAUAUGCGCAUAUUGGAUGAAAUUUGUUCCGUUUUUCCUCUUGAAAACGAAAUGAGGGAUUAUUAUUACAUUUCAAGAAAAGGAAAGAACAACGCAAGCGGAAAACUUUAUGCCAAGUAUAGAAACAAGAAGUCCAAAAGAAUAAAGCUUUUGAUUUCCGAGCCUAGCACAAGCAAAGCAGCAACUCACACAUCUCCUAAUUUUUGUAACAAAGAUGUUCCCGAAAUUGAUGAAUCAGUUGAAAAUUCAUUGAAAGCUUCCUUACUAAGAGAAUGUAAUGAUUGGGGAUCGAUCUGCGAAAAAUGGAAAAGAUCUUUUAACAUACGGCAAAGAGAUAUAAAAAAUUUAAGUAGCCAUACAUUUCUCCUUGAAUGGACGAAGUUGUCCGAUGCAAGAGCUUCAGAAUUGGUAAGUAGCCAUGAGCUAUUUAUUUGUAUAUGGAUACUAAUGUUUCGUUUUAGGUCAACAUUGAUUUCGAUAUUAUGUAUCCACAGAAAGGCAAUCUUCUACUUUCUAAAUGGGACCAAUUUAAGAAAGAAAGAUUUGGCAAAAGAGGAAUAUUGUUACAAAAAAAAUGAGCCAGCUUCAAUUGAUGCAUUGGAAGACAACAUUGAAGAAUUUAUUCCAGAGUUGCUGGCCGAAAUGUUGGAAAGAGUAUGGCAAAAUUAG